Cryptomeria japonica (Japanese cedar) is the source of this 1195-nucleotide messenger RNA. Its product is annotated as dihydroflavonol 4-reductase-like. The transcript has 7 exons. The record is from RefSeq and is a predicted model, not a curated record. NCBI's taxonomy places the organism in Eukaryota, Viridiplantae, Streptophyta, Pinopsida, Cupressales, Cupressaceae. The coding region runs from base 81 to 1142 and encodes 353 amino acids. Gene Ontology annotation, molecular function: oxidoreductase activity, acting on the CH-OH group of donors, NAD or NADP as acceptor.
UCUAUUUGGCUGUAGUUUCUUGCUUUUAUAGUGUUCCUUUAUUUUGCUGCAAUUUAUAGCUUUCAACACAGUGUUAAAAGAUGAUGGCAGAAGAGAUAUGCAAUGAAGUGAAAGGCACAGUCUGUGUCACAGGAGCUGCUGGUUUCAUUGGUUCAUGGCUUACAAUGCGUCUACUUGAGUUGGGUUAUGUUGUGAGAGCAACUGUCAGAGACCCAGGAAAUCCAAACAAGACCAGUCAUUUGUUGAAACUGCCUGGGGCUUAUGAGAGACUAACUCUUUGGAAAGCAGACUUGGAUGAUGAAGGAAGCUUUGAGAAUGCCAUUGAUGGUUGUGAAGGUGUUUUCCACGCUGCAACUGCAAUGGAUUUUGAGUCCGAAGAUCCAGAGAAUGAGGUGAUACAGCCAACAGUGAAUGGGAUAUUGAAUGUAAUGAGAUCAUGUGCCAAGGCCAAGUCAGUGAAAAGAGUUCUAUUCACCACAUCUGCUGGGGCAGUGAAUUUUACUGAUGAUUUUGGAACACCAGGCAAAAUUUAUGAUGAAACCUGUUGGACCAAUGUGGAGCUUUGUAGGAGCUUAAAAAUGACUGGAUGGAUGUACUUUGUGUCCAAAACACUUGGAGAAAGGGCUGCAUGUGAAUUCGCAGAGAAAAAUAAUGUCGACUUCAUUAGUGUUAUACCAACAUUGGUAGUUGGGCCCUUUAUAAUGCAGACUAUGCCUCCCAGCUUAGUUACAGCAUUGGCACUGUUAACAAGAAAUGAGCCACAUUACAUGAUAUUGAGACAAGUGCAGCUGGUUCACUUGGAUGAUCUCUGUAUGUCUCUCAUUUUUCUGUAUGAACAUCCCCAAUCAAAGGGCAGAUAUAUCUCUUCCUCCCAUGAUGUCACCAUUGUUCAGCUGGCAAAGAUGUUGGCUCAGAAAUACCCACAAUACAAUAUUCCAACUGAGUUUAAAGAUGCAGAUGACUCUUUGCCAGUAGUACCAUAUUCAUCAAAAAAGCUUGUUGACAUGGGUUUCAAAUUCAAGUACACCAUUGAUGACAUGUUUGAUGGAGCCAUUCAAAGUUGUGUGGAGAAAGGGCUUCUGCCAAAGAUGGGAAUUGAGGCAGAAAGUGACAUCUUCAAUAAUAAUGAGUACAUUUGGUAAUGAUAAUGGUGUAAUGGAGUUUUCAUGUGCGCUUGGAGCUUUAGCACAAUAUG